Messenger RNA from Odobenus rosmarus divergens (Pacific walrus), 2592 nucleotides. It is a transcript of the gene SACK1B, whose product is annotated as family with sequence similarity 83, member B. Gene Ontology annotation, cellular component: membrane; cytoplasm. The transcript has 3 exons. NCBI's taxonomy places the organism in Eukaryota, Metazoa, Chordata, Mammalia, Carnivora, Odobenidae. Gene Ontology annotation, biological process: epidermal growth factor receptor signaling pathway. The annotation marks the transcript as partial. The record is from RefSeq and is a predicted model, not a curated record.
GUCAUUGCUUUAGUGAUGGAUAUAUUUACAGAUGUGGACAUUUUCAAAGAAAUAGUGGAGGCAUUAACUCGAGGGAUAUCUGUAUACAUUCUGCUGGAUGAGUCCAACUUUAAUCAUUUCCUAAAUAUGACUGAAAAACAGGGCUGUCAAGUUCAACGACUCAGGAAUAUUCGAGUGCGGACAGUAAGAGGCCAAGAUUAUCUUUCCAAAACGGGAGCAAAAUUUCAUGGAAAAUUGGAACAGAAAUUUUUGUUAAUUGACUGCCAGAAAGUUAUGUAUGGUUCCUACAGCUACAUGUGGUCAUUUGAAAAAGCUCACCUCAGCAUGGUUCAGAUAAUCACAGGACAACUUGUUGAGUCCUUUGAUGAAGAAUUUAGAACUCUCUAUGCCCGAUCCUGUAUCCCCAGUUCAUUUGCUCAGGAAGAAUCAGCAAGGGUGAAGCCUGGCAAAGCACUCUGGGAGAAUGGCACCUACCAGCGGUCACUUUCUUCAUUAGCUUCCGUUUCCAGCCAAAGAAACCUUUUUGGCAGACAAGACAAAAUUCAUAAACUAGAAUCUGGUUACUUCAAAAACAGAGGGAUAUAUACUCUAAAUGAACAUGACAAAUACAGCAUAAGAAAUCCUGGAUACAAGCCUCAUUUUAUUCCAAACUUUAAUGGUCCAAAUACAGUCCGUCAGUAUCAAUCCAGUCAGAUAAAUGAAAAUUGGAAGAGGCAUAGUUAUGCUGGGGAACAGCCAGAAACAGCACCAUACCUGCUGCUUAACAGGGCUCUAAAUCGAAACAUUAAUCCUCCAGGUAAUUGGAAAAAGCCUUCAGAUAGUCUCAGUGUGGCAUCCUCAUUGCGAGGAGGCUAUGUGAGCCACCAAAACACACCUGCCCAGAGUUUUGCUGAUCGGCUUGCCCAGAGAAAAACAACAAAUCUUGCAGAGAGGAACUCAAAUGUGCGGAGGUCUUUUAACGGAACAGAUAAUCAUAUUCGCUUUUUGCAACAAAGAAUGCCAACCCUUGAACAUACCACAAAGUCAUUCUUGCGUAACUGGAGAAUUGAAUCCUACUUAAAUGAUCAUUCAGAAGCUGCACCUGACUCAAAUGGGUCGGCUCUAGGUGACCGGUUUGAGGGCUAUGAUAGUUCUGAAAAUUUGAAAGCCAAUGCCCAUUAUACUCAUUCUCGGUUUCGUUCCUCUUUUGUGUUUAAACCAACUUUACCGGAACAACAGGAAGUUAACAGUUGUACGACUGGCUCCUCAAAUUCAACUGUCAUUGGUUCCCAGGGAAGUGACACACCUAAGGAGGUCCCAGACACCCCUACGAGUGGACAGAACGUGACAGACAAACCCGUGCCAGAAUCAAGCCCCAAGCUCCCGUUGCAGUCAGAGGCACCAAAAAUGCACACCUUGCAGGUUCCUGAAAACCACUCCACAGUCUUAAAUGAAACCACAAAUGGCCAUACAGAGGCAAACAACUAUUUAUAUACAUCCUUGUGUGUAAAUAAGCAGACAGAAAAUCUAAAGAAUCAACAAAAUGAGAAUCUGCUCAAAAGGCGCAGUUUCCCAUUCUUUGACCACUCAAAAGCUAACCUAGAUCACGGACAUAGUAAGCAUUAUGUAUAUAGUACGCUUACCAGGAAUCGAGUUAGACAGCCAGAAAAACCCAAAGAGGACUUGCUGAAAAAUUCUAAAAGCAUGCACAACGUGACCCAGAGCAUAGAAGAGGACAGGGAGGUCCUAAAGAGACAGCCUCCAAGUGGCACCACGACCAAGUCAAUUUCCGUUGCUGCUUUGCUUGAUAUGAAUAAAGAUGAACCUGGCAAAGAACUCACUUCAAAGAAGGAAGUUAAAGGCUCUCCAAGUUUUUUGAAAAAGGGAUCUCAGAAGUUAAGGUCAUUACUUAGCCUGACCCCAGAGAAGAAAGAAAAUCUAUCCAAAAAUAAAGCACCUGCCUUUUAUAGAAUGUGUAGUAGUUCUGACACUUUAGUUUCUGAGGCUGAAGAGAAUCAAAAACCAAAAAAAUCAGAACCAAAAAUUGAUUCAUCUCCUAGAAGAAAGCGUUCUUCAUCAUCAAACUCUCAAGGCAGUAUUCACAAGAGUAAGGAAGAUGUAACUGUUAGCUCAUCUCAGGGGAUAAAUUCUCCAUCUGAUGAAAGUAGCAAAAUAAUACCUGCUCCGGGUCCAGUUGAAAACAAGUUCUUGGAAAGAGCAGGAGAUGCUUCUGCCCCGAGAUUUAACACUGAACAGAUCCAAUACCGAGAUUCGAAGGAGAUUAAUACAGUUCUUGCUCCUGAAAGAAAACCAGCUGCUUCUCCACGGCCAAAGCCCAAUGAGCUUCUAAGAUCUCAUUCAACCGACAGGCGCAUUUACAGUCGUUUUGAGCCAUUUUAUAAGAUUGAAAGCUCUAUUCAGCCCGCAAGCAACAUACCAAAUACUGGUGUGCACCGCCCAGAAAUAAAAUCCACAACUGUGGGCAAUAGUUAUGGCAGGUCCAGCCCGAUGCUUAAUUACAACACUGGUGUUUACCACUCAUACCAGCCAAAUGAAAACAAGUUCCGAGGAUUUAUGCAGAAGUUUGGAAACUUUAUACAUAAAAAUAAAUGA